Molecule: messenger RNA, 4910 nt
Organism: Callorhinchus milii (elephant shark)
Lineage: Eukaryota; Metazoa; Chordata; Chondrichthyes; Chimaeriformes; Callorhinchidae
Product: immunoglobulin superfamily member 10
Exons: 3
Coding region: 437-4222 (1261 amino acids)
Cellular component (GO): neuron projection
Source: RefSeq, a predicted model, not a curated record
CCCUCAAGUGAAACGGAUCCUGAAGCCUUUCAUUGUUACCCGGGGGUCGUUGCAGCCCACCACACGCCGCCCAUUUGCAGCUGUGAUCCCCGUUAACACUGGCGUAUCGGCACGACCUCUGCCAUCUACCCCUAGGACAAUCCCUCGGGUAUCUCCCAGGACCCGGAGGCCAAAGUUUCGCCGUCGGCGACCAGUUAAAACUACCACAAUUGAAAGCCCCACGACCACCACAUCCACAACUGCAACUCCCGUGGUGUUAGCGGUGACAGCGUCUGGCAGAGGCGGAGGACGUCUUACACGGGUCAGGGUUACAGCAUUUCCAUCCAUCACUGUAGGCAGCCAAGUAGUAGCUCGUUCUGUUACAGUGAGAGACAGAAGCACCACUCUAGCCCAUGGUAACAACGCACAAUCAUAUGAACAUCAGCUAAUCUCGGCCAUGGUCAGUGCCCACCCCUUCACGAUAAACACCCACCACAAUGUUACUGUACUGCCCACAAGUGGCCUUACCCUGAAGCCACACACUGACCUGAUCAUCAGAGUAAAAGCUCCAGUGGCUAAAGACGUAGCCAAAUUUCCCACCACCACUAUGGCUCCUGCUUACAAAACUUCUACCCAACAAUCCAUCUCACCAACCUCAGUGCCCCCCGUCACCAAAGCCUUGCCACCCGCUCCCAGAUCAGCCACUGCACGGGCAGUUACCACAACUACACAGUUGGUGCCACUGAGCACCAGCCUUUCUACCUACAUUAGGCUUCCUAACACCAGGAAAGCCCCGAAGCAUGUUUCUAUCAAAGCAAAAGCUCCAGCGACUAAAGACAUAGCCAAAUUUCCUACCAGCACCAUGGCUCCUGCUUACACAGCUUCUACCCAACCAUUUACCUCUUCUACAACCAUACCUGCUCAAUCACUGACAGACAUCAAGACCAGAGUCUAUGUCUACAGGAUUGUCCCCAAUCCUGCUGUCACCUUACAGAAGCCAAUUGCAGCACCAACUAUUGGAUAUCCAGCCUCCUCACUAACACCUUCCAACACAGAUAAGAAAUUUUGGCUUCUACCGUCCACCAAAGCCAUCAAAUGGGAUGAUACAUUACAAACAAAGACUGUUACCCAAUGGCCCAGCUCCACACAGGAGCCAUCUAAAGUGACCAGUUUGGAUCCUUUGCUGGACAGCGACUUGGACAACGCAAUAGGGAUUGGUGAGGGCAAAGUUACGGUAUCCAGCGAAUUAGCUGUGUCGUCAUCCAACACCAUAGAUGGGGAUCUCCUGGCUGGAAGCCAGAGCUCCAGGCCUCAGCUGGUGGGAGGCAACGCCGCAAGCUUCACGGUGCUUGCUGAUUCGGAUGCUUUCCUACCAUGCGAAGCAACGGGCAACCCGACACCGAUCAUGAGUUGGACCAAAAUCUCAACAGGAGCAACAGUUACUGCAAGUGUCAAGCGUGGGAAUAAGUUUGAAGUGUUUCCAAAUGGCACGCUGUCUAUACAGAGGAUCUCGGUUCAGGACCGCGGACAGUACCUUUGUAUCGCGGAGAAUGAACAUGGCUCAGCUCGGCUGCUGCUCACACUGUCUGUGGUGGCUUACGCUCCAAAGAUCACAGAACCUCGGCUGAAGGACAUCACCGUGCACGCCGGCUACCCGGUAGAGAUGAGAUGCAGGUCGGAGGGUCGACCGUCUCCCUCCAUCUCCUGGCUCCUGUCUAACAGGACCCUGGUGAGGAGCAGGAGUCCGUUCAACGGGAGAGUCUUGGUGCAGGCGGAUGGCACGCUGAGAAUCAAAGCGGUGACGGUGUAUGACAGGGGCAAUUAUAAAUGUGUGGCCAGUAACCCAGCCGGGAUGGAUACCGUCAUCGUCAGGAUGAGAGUGGUUGCUUCACCUCCUGUAAUUGUGGAAGAGAAACACGAAACCAUCAGAGGGAAAGUGAGGCAGAAUCUCCAGCUACCUUGCACCGCGGUUGGUACCCCGCAGCCAACUGUGACCUGGGUGCUCUUUGACGGGACUGAAAUCUCACCCUUGCAGUUUCUUAACACCAAACUCUUCGUAUUUACCAACGGCACCAUUUACGUUAAAUCCCUGGCUCUGGCAGACAGCGGCAAUUACGAAUGUAUAGCGACGAGCUCCACGGGCACGGAGAGGCGGGUUGUCAGCUUGGUGGUGGAACAGACAGAGACCGUGCCCAAGAUCGUGGCCUCGUCUCCCAGGAAAUCCCAAGUCAAGUACGGAACUCAACUCCAGCUUGACUGCUCGGCUACGGGUGACCCUAAGCCCAGGAUUAUUUGGAGAUUACCUUCCAAACUCAUUGUGGAUCAAUGGCAACCAGCGGGAAAGCGUAUCCAUGUGCUAGCCAAUGGCACCUUGGUGAACGAGGCGGUGACAGAGAGAGACGGCGGAGAUUACCUGUGCGUGGCCAGGAACGAGCUGGGAGACGACCUGGUGCUGAUGAAGGUGGCUGUGAGGAUGAAAGCCGCUCAGAUCGAGCGCAAACAGUCCAUUCACAAGCAGGUAUCGUACGGACAGGAUCUGAGAGUGGACUGCAAGGCCUCGGGCUCGCCGGAGCCACAGAUCUCCUGGGCUUUGCCAGACGGCACUAUGGUCAACAGCGUUUUACAGGCGGACGAUAGAGGCGGCAGGCGCCGGCGUUACAUUGUGUUUGACAACGGGACCCUGUACUACAACAAGGUGGGGAUGGCCGAAGAGGGAGACUACACGUGUUACGCACAGAACACCCUUGGGAAGGAUGAAAUGAAAGUCCGUGUGACUGUAGUAACGGAAGCGCCACAUAUAAAGAAACAGCAACAAACCUUUUUUAAGGUACCGAGUGGCGAGAGUGUGACGUUUGACUGCCCGGCUGUGGGAGAGCCAAAGCCAAGGAUACUGUGGAUGCUCCCGAGCAAUGAAUUCAUCGCCUUCUCCAGCCUUCGCUUCCAAAUGCAUUCAAACGGAUCCUUGUCCAUCAAACAGGUCCGUCUCGCCGACAGCGGUGAGUUCACGUGCAUCGCUCGCAAUCCCGCUGGAGAUGAUACCAUCACUUACCAGUUGGUGGUGGUCUCGGGACCACCAUUAAUCAAUGGGUUGUACAGUAACAAAACCACCAUCAGGGAGUCAGCUGUCAAGCACACGAGGAAACUGAUCGAUUGCGCAACCGAGGGGCUGCCCAAGCCACACAUCAUGUGGAUUAUGCCAGAUAACAUCUUCCUCAAUGCCCCCUAUUACGGCAGCAGGAUUAUCGUACACAGGAAUGGCACACUGGAGAUCCGACAUGUCAGGGCGUCUGACCAAGCCAAUUUCAUCUGUGUCGCUCGCAAUGAUGCCGGAGAAACCAUUCUGGUGGUGAACCUGGAGGUGACCGAGAUGUUAAAGAGGCCCGUGUUCAAAAACCCCUUCAAUGAGAAAAUCAUAGUCAAGAGCGGAUCCACUGUGAUCCUGAACUGCUCUGCCAGUGGAAACCCACCUCCACAAACCAUCUGGGUGCUUCCCAACGGAUCCCGAUUCACCAACAGGCAGAAAGUGGCGCGUUACCAGGUUGGUGCGGACGGAACCUUUAUCAUCCACAACCCAACCAUCGUCGAUGCCGGGAAGUACCACUGUGCAGCCAAAAAUAAAGUGGGCUACAUAGAGAAACUGAUUAUCCUGCAGGUAGGUCAGAAGCCUUUCAUAUUGACUCGGCCAUUGAGACUGACACGAAGCAUCAGUGGUGAGAGCUUGUUUCUUCACUGCUCUGCCAAUGGCAUCCCCAAAGUAAGUAUCACAUGGACAGCACCCAAUGGAUACGUACUCAACAGGCCUCAGAUCAAUGGGAAGUACACCCUGUACGAAAACGGCACCUUGGUUGUCAGAGACACAAACGUGCAAGACAGAGGAAAUUACGUUUGCAAAGCGCACAACACCGCUGGUCUCGCGUCCAUCACCAUUCCCGUCAUCAUUAUAGCCUACCCUCCUCGUAUCACCAACGGGCCGCCCACAUCGGUCCGGGCCAAGGCAGGCUCCGCCGUUCAACUCAACUGCAUGGCCAUCGGCAUUCCCAAGCCAGAGAUUGUGUGGGAGCUACCCAAUCACUCCGUGCUCUCAACUUACAGCAAGGGCUCCCCCACGGGCAGCGAGCUCCUCCACCCACAGGGGACACUGGUCAUCCAAAAGCCAUCUAGUCGGGACUCAGGCACAUAUAAAUGCACAGCCAAAAAUCGUCUGGGCAGCGAUUCCAGAGUAAGCCACAUUCAAGUUAUCUGAAGCCGGGCUGCCCUUCCUUCAUGGAAUGCCUUUUUACAUACAUUUAAGAGCCUGACAGUAUCUGAGGAAAUAUGGGCAGAUUGUCAAGAUUCUGGAUCCAGUGUUUGGUACGGAUUUCUGUUAACUUUGGGGAAAUGAAAUCGAUGGACUGAUUGAUUUCAGCCAGCAGGAUUGUGUUUAAAAAGAUAUCUAAACACUGCUUUGUAAACCGUGAGAGUGUGGGAAGACAGAAAACAAGGGAGCAAUAUUCUUUGUUUAGUAAGAACAACAUCUGCCUUACUCAACAGAGAUUCGGAUCCGGGUCCAAUCUUUUGGAUUUAGUUCUUUUGAGUUUUUUGUCCAAUUCUUUUUUCCUCUUUGUAACACAGAGGAGUCGGUGGGAUCAGUGGGAUUGAUUUAUACUCUGGAAUAUGCACAUCUCAUGCUGGAUUCACUUCCUGUAGGAAAAUAUAAAAAGAAUGCUCUUUUUUAAUGUAAUCCAUGUGGUAAGUAACCAGAUUGCUGGAAUAUACGAAUCAUAACCAUUAUCUUGAAUAUCACACAUCAUGGAAAAAAGCAUCAGUCAGAAUAUUCAUCUUAUUUUCAUAACCAGUUGUUUUUCUUGCAUCGUUUAACCUUUUGAUAUUUCAAAUCGAUGUAAAAAAUAUUACCAAAAGUCAGAUGUAAUAUAAUUACUUGUGCAAAGGAU